This is a messenger RNA of Scheffersomyces stipitis CBS 6054, 1812 nucleotides long. RefSeq names its product NAPDH-dependent diflavin reductase (gene TAH13). Gene Ontology annotation, molecular function: flavin adenine dinucleotide binding; NADPH-hemoprotein reductase activity; FMN binding. The record is from RefSeq and is a predicted model, not a curated record. NCBI's taxonomy places the organism in Eukaryota, Fungi, Ascomycota, Pichiomycetes, Serinales, Debaryomycetaceae. The transcript has a single exon. Gene Ontology annotation, cellular component: cytosol. Bases 1 to 1812 code for a protein of 603 amino acids.
AUGGCCGAGCAAGUGUCGAGUCUGGAUGGAGUGACAAUACUUUAUGGAUCCGAGACGGGAAAUGCCGAAGACUACGCUCGUUAUUUGAGUCUGCGCCUAGAAUACUACCAAAUCAGUGCAACUCUUUCAGCACUAGAUGAUUAUCCACUAAAGCAGCUAGUUACAGAAACGAGAUACCUUAUCAUAAUAUGCUCGACGACUGGCCAGGGUGAACUUCCAAGAAAUGCAAAAAAGUUCAUGAAGUUUCUUCUCAAACGGAAGCUUCCUUCUGAUCUACUUAACCAUAUUCAUCUUUCCACACUUGGCUUGGGAGACUCUUCCUAUGUCAAAUUUAACUAUGCCAUCAAGAAGUUACACACUCGUCUUUUCCAGUUGGGAUGUAGCGAGCUUUCGCCUCGAUGUGAAGCUGACGAGAUGUCGCCUCAAGGUGUAGAUGGUUUCUACAAGGAAUGGGAAUCACAGUUGGUGGAUUCGUUGCUAAAGUUCUUCCCCAAUAAAAUUCAAUUGGACGACUCUAUGUUAUCAUAUCCACGGAAUCAAGUGGUUAUAGAUAACUAUGCUGAUGUAGUGGAUACCGUGUCUCACUCUGCACUUGUGUCCCAAUCGAGAAAGCUGCCUGAAGACACGUCAUUGCAUUUCGGUAUACUUAAGAAAAAUGAACGGGUCACUAGUGCCGAUCAUUUUCAGGAUGUCAGGCAUGUCGUAAUUGAGUCGGACAACUUGAAAUACUGUCCAGGUGAUACCGUAGCCUUAUAUCCGUCCAAUGACGACCAAAGUGUAGAUCUUCUAAUUCAACUGCAACCGCAUUGGGUUACAAUAGCAGAUAAGCCUUUGACAAUUCACGGAAAAUUGCCCACUGUCGAUGGUGGACUUAUAGAUACAAAGUAUCUCACCUUGAGGUCACUUUUAACACACCACUUGGACAUUGCGGCUAUUCCAAGAAGAUCGUUCUUUUUCAAAUUAUGGCAUUUUGUAGAUUCUUCGACCGAGGAUGGUGUACGUGAACAAGAAAAACUUAAAGAAUUUGGAGGUCUUGAGGAAACUGACGAGUUGUACGAUUAUGCAAAUAGGCCAAGACGGCUGAUAUUAGAAACCAUUUUGGAAUUUCAUCAGAAUUUGAAAAUACCUAUUGAGUACGUGUUCGAUUUAUUUCCAACAAUCAACCCGAGAUACUUUCUGAUAGCAUCAAGACCCAGCUCAACAAGUGUAGAAUUGGUGGUUGCAAUAGUAGAGUACAAGACUAUAAUCCGGCGUAUCCGUAGAGGAUUAUGUUCUAGGUGGUUGAAGCUGCUAACCCUUGGUGAUAAGCUACUUUUCUCCGUCCAGAAAAUGGACAUGGUCUUCUCACUUCCGGGAUUGGAAAAGCCACCAAUAAUCAUGGUAGCACCAGGCACAGGUAUUGCGCCGAUGAAAUCUUUAAUAGAGUACGUUACUUCCCUGGACAAAGAUCAGGAGUUAUAUCUUUUCUAUGGAUGCAGAUACAAAGAAAAGGAUUAUCUCUUUCCUAAAUUAUGGGAUCUGCUCAGCAAGAGUAACAAGCUUAAUAUAUUCCCCUGUUUUUCUAGAGAUGAGGGAUCAAAGAUCCAUUAUGUUCAAGACAUGCUUUUCCACAAAAGUCUGUUGGUCGGAGACUUGAUCUUGAAUAGAAAUGCAAUUGUAUUUGUUUGCGGGUCAAGUGGAAAAAUGCCUAAACAAGUUAAGCUAACCUUCAGCGAGAUCUUACAUAAGCAGGGCAAUUUGAAAGAGAAUGACGUGCAACAGUAUUUAUUGGAUAUGGAAAACCAAUGUAGAUACAAAGAGGACGUAUGGUAG